CGACGACGACGACGACGAACGGGGCACCGGUGGUCGAGCUCGGCGCGGGGGUCCAAUUGGUCGGCGGGAUGAGCGCCAAAACGGACGUGAACAGGCGGGUAUUGGCGAUCCAGGCGAAGAAGAAGCGGCACAAGCCCAGCAAACGCAAGGGCAAGGCGAACUCUCAGAGCGAGCAGGACGCGCAGAGCUCGAAGGGGCCGCGUGCCGGUCAGGUAGCCGCUGCCGCGACCACCACCGCCGCCGCCUACGCCUCGGACGGGCCGCCGCAGCGCGCCUACAACAGCGACAACGGGACCAGAUUGGUACCAUGUCAUAGUUCCAGCAAUGAAACGAUAGAGGACGAUGAUGCGUUCAGUACCGAGGACGAGGAGCAGGAGGACAGCAGCGACUAUUGUAAAGGCGGAUACCAUCCGGUGAAGAUAGGGGAUCUCUUUUUAAAUCGCUAUCACGUGACGCGUAAGCUCGGCUGGGGCCACUUCUCUACCGUAUGGCUCUGCUGGGACCUGCAGGAUAAACGUUUUGUGGCGCUUAAAAUAGUGAAAUCCGCAUCCCAUUUCACUGAGACCGCAUUGGAUGAAAUUAAAUUAUUAAAAGAUGUGCGCGAUACGGAUCCCAGCGAUCCUAAGCGCAAUAAGACCGUCCAGUUGCUCAAUGACUUCAAGAUCAGCGGCAUUAACGGCCUGCAUGUUUGCAUGGUAUUUGAAGUGCUUGGACAUAAUCUUCUUAAAUUGAUUAUCAAGUCAAACUACAGAGGAAUUCCAAGAAAUAACGUUAAACGCGUCAUCAGACAAGUCCUCGAAGGUCUCGACUAUCUUCAUAAUAAAUGUAAAAUUAUUCAUACAGACAUUAAACCUGAGAAUGUUCUUGUGUGCGUCGAUGAGACUUAUAUACGAAAAUUAGCUUGCGAGGCGACAGAACUGCAUUCUAUGGGCGCCAAGUUACCGGUGUCCCUGAUUUCUACCGCGCCGAAGGAGUUUCAAGAGCCCACGCCCAACUCCAAGAUGUCCAAGAAUAAGAAGAAGAAGCUAAAGAAGAAAGCCAAGCGCCAAAAUGAGCUCUUGAAGAAGCAGAUGGAGCAGAUCGAGGAGUUAGAGGAACAAAGUAAACUCGCGAAUAGCACGAGAGAAAACGGGGAGGUCGAAACGAAUAGCCUAGACCAAGAUCUCAACACCGAGAGCAUAGAGGACAAUACGGAGAGCAAAGACUCUCCGGAGCUCCGGAGCAUCUCGGAGUCGUCCGCGCCUUCCUUGCAUAUGAACGGGGUGGACGGUUUGGCGGGCGGCGAGAAGAUGCAGAAUCUAUCGCCCGAGCAAUCCGAAAAGAUGGACAACGUCAUUCUGUGCGACGUGGAAAAGAGCUGCGGCGAAGGUGUUCUACCACCUGAUCCCGACGACACUGACGAAUGUAGCGAAGGUCGUAGAUCAUUCAACCCACCGGAAAGUAAGCAAUUGAAACGGGCGUCCGUGUCUCCCUUGGAUCCUGCCAUAAUGGACUGCGAGAUAGAAGUUAAGAUAGCGGAUCUCGGGAACGCAUGCUGGGUUCAUAAGAAAUUCACGGACGAUAUCCAGACCCGUCAGUAUAGGUCGCUCGAGGUUCUGUUAGGUUCCGGGUACGACACCUCUGCCGACAUAUGGUCCACUGCUUGCAUGGCGUUCGAAUUAGCGACUGGCGAUUACCUCUUUGAACCUCACAAUGGCAAAGACUAUUGCAGAGACGAAGACCAUUUGGCUCAUAUUAUCGAGUUGCUGGGAGAAAUACCGAGACGUAUCGCUCUCUCGGGGAAGAAUUCGAGGAUAUACUUCAAUAGGAAGGGUGAAUUAAAGCAUAUUACCGGAUUGAAACCGUGGGGCUUGUAUGAAGUGUUGACGGAGAAAUACGAGUGGACGCCGAACGAAGCACGCGAGUUCGCAGAGUUCCUAAUACCGAUGCUCGAGUUCAAUCCGAGCAUGCGAGCUACCGCAGCCGAGUGCCUGAAGCAUCCGUGGCUGCAAAUCAAAAAGUGAUCGCGUUUUUUAUUGUUUUAUCUGUAAUAUCCCCUCAACUUUCACCCUGGUCCUACCGCCCAGUUGUCGCAAUCGUAAAUCGAGAGUGUGAUAGGAAGCCGAAGACACUUGGUAAACGUCAGGUGUUAUUUCCGUACUGAAAGUCACAAUUCAGCGAUACCCAAUUUGCGUACGAGAGGAGCAAGUGCAUCGUUUCAAGAGCGCGUACACACCCACACGCAUAUACACACGUACAUACACACGCAUACACACGUGAAAACUUUGAUAUAAUACAAAUUACAGAGAUAAAUUGUAACAUACGUUGUUAUAUUAAUCGUACGUACGCCACGUGCGUGUCUUCGCGUGGGAAAUGUUACGAAACUGAAAACGUUUCGAAAAGAAUUGUUAUAUACCCUUUACAAAUGGUGAUUUGACAAUAUUGCGGAAGUCGCCCCAAGGAAAGUUGUCUCUCGGAUGCAGCGAGCGAAGUGUCGCAAAAUCCGGAAAUUGUUAGAGGAAGAAGAUCUUGCAACAUUCCGCUGAUUUCCACAUAAAAGAGAAAAAAAACGGCCGCGCGCGUGCUUCCUAACGUAAACACUCUCAACACAUCGGCUGACCAUUUGUAGUUGUACACUUGUUAAAUCGUAUUUUUAAUUAGUGAUGAGAGAGAGAACUUAAAUUAAAAAGAAAUUUUUCAUAGUACUUUAUAUACAUUAUUUUACACAUAUUCGUCUCGCAUUCUUCGUCAUUUAAUUUAUCUGCGAAUAUUCCAAGAGUCGUGCGAUCCACUCGUAAUGCGCUGUGAAGGUACUGGCGGGCUCGGUAUCGUGUUUGGUUUAAAAUUAGGACUCAUUGCCUUGACUCAGUUAUCCGUGUGUACUUUAAUACAUCGUACACACCGGUCGCUGUAAAUUCUUGCCAACAAACUUGUGAAGUCGCGAGACAAAUGGCUACUUAAUUAAUAUUUUACGUCUACCUCAAUAUAUGUGGGCCGGUUAGAAAUACUCAUCAACAGACGUGCACGUAACGAGGGGCCGCAUUCAAAUAAUUGUAAAUUGAAAUAGAAAGAUCUGUACAUUGUAGAUAAUUAAGAGUCGGUCACUGGAUUCUUGGGAUAUGUAUGUAAUUUACGUGGGCGCUGAUUGGAGUAAGACAGUACGCAUAAGUGCAUAUUCAAUUUCGUUUUUCACCUAGUUUCAAGUUUUGCGUAAAAUUUGAGAAUGUAUUGUUUCUUCUUCGUAUCGCUGUUGUCAAGAUAACGAAAUUUUAUUAGCGGUAUGCGACGAGAUAAGAUCGCGUUUGCAAAUGUAUAACUGUUAUAAAAAAGAAUUGAUAUACACUUUUGUAAGAAUAGAAAUGUACAUACAAAUGACAGCAUACAAAGCUAACAUAUCCAAUAUACGGUUUACAUGUGAAAGUGUAUUGUGCACUUUGUCUUAUUCCACUGCGCCCUGCUAUACUGAUAUUGUAACGAACAUUUCUGUUAUAAACUUGUUUACGUCGCUAAUGCGAAUGCCUGUAUACAUAAUGUACAAUUACGAAGAGAAAAAGAGUAUCUAUAUUGCGAGUAAGGUCUUGGCAGACUUGAUGAGAGCAGCUGUAACGAGAGUAAUGUUGAGUUUUAUGUAAAACUUCUUUCAACACUGACUGAUCACUGAGCUCUCUGCCGAUUAUAAUUGUCUUCUUUUUUUUAUAAACGAAAAAGCGAAGCAGUGCGUUCCACCGGAUCGUCUUAUGUCGUGCGUAUUUCCCUAUGCACGAAUGCAAUUCAUGCUUCCCGCAGAAUGUUCUGUUUCGCUUGGCCUGCCAGUCUCAAGUUUCACAAAAAAGGUCUCGAUCGAACUGUGUGUGGAAAUGCGUACGUCGAAUUAUACAUAUUUCAUCGUCAUGUACAAAAUGUCUUGUCACUUAUUGCGGCUACAUCUCUUCCCGGGUAAAAGAGGAUAAAAGAGGAAAAUACUCUCGUAAAAAUACACGGCAUUUUACCAUCUACUUUUUUUAAACACAACAUGCGUACUUUAUUUUACUUCUCAUCAUUUUCAGUUGGCAAUAUUUUUACUUGAUUACAUAAACACUUCAACACGAAAUGAUGUACACUAGGCACAGGUUUUAAUUUAUUAAAAAUUUACGUCCAUUUUUUAUGAAA
Molecule: messenger RNA, 4128 nt
Organism: Vollenhovia emeryi
Lineage: Eukaryota; Metazoa; Arthropoda; Insecta; Hymenoptera; Formicidae
Gene: SRPK
Product: SRSF protein kinase 3
Exons: 7
Coding region: 69-2003 (644 amino acids)
Biological process (GO): protein phosphorylation; spliceosomal complex assembly; regulation of mRNA processing
Molecular function (GO): ATP binding; protein kinase activity
Source: RefSeq, a predicted model, not a curated record